Molecule: messenger RNA, 9104 nt
Organism: Hemibagrus wyckioides
Lineage: Eukaryota; Metazoa; Chordata; Actinopteri; Siluriformes; Bagridae
Gene: usp43b
Product: ubiquitin specific peptidase 43b
Exons: 15
Coding region: 259-3873 (1204 amino acids)
Biological process (GO): protein deubiquitination
Molecular function (GO): cysteine-type deubiquitinase activity
Source: RefSeq, a predicted model, not a curated record
GCAACUACCCGCCACUUUGAGCGCGCUCGAGCGGAAUUACGGUACCGACCGCACACAGUGCGCGUGUGUGUGUACAAACAUGCGGGGAUUAUCACCCGUGCUCUCCGGAGUGAGACGAGCAGCGCGUGUGACUGUGUAAGGAACGUGACGGAGACAAACCGAGACAAAUAUGCGGCACGUCGCGUUUCUCGUCUAGCUCGUUUUUUUUGGCUGCCUACAACUGUCCUCGUCGGUGUCUCGAGAGAAAUAACACCAGCCAUGGAAAAGCGCGAGCAGCAAGUGAAAGGGACAUCACGGAAAUCAAAGGCCACCAAGCACAAGGAUAAAAAGCGAGCCGUUGGGAAGCCGUUCCGUAAGAAGUCCUUUAAAUCAGUCGGGACUUUCGUGGCGAAGAUUUUCAAAAGUUUAGGCGCCUGGACACACAGCAGAGACGCGGCCGAGCCGCUGGACGCUGAGGACGAUGACGGUGGAUUCCGGGUCGGAGCACCUUGUACGAAUUCGGGGACCAUGAAAGAAGACGAGAGGGAUCGCUUAGUGAGAACUUCGACGCUUCAGUCGCGAUCUUCACUGAAAGAGCGGCUUUCGUUGUCUUACGGUGACAAGACUCCCGGUGUCCUGGGUCUGAAGAACCACGGGAACACCUGCUUCAUGAACGCGGUGGUGCAGUGCCUGAGCAACACCGACCUGCUGGCUGAGUACCUGGGUUUGGAGCACUAUAAGAGUGAUAUUGGUGAAAGCAUGACGAAUCACGCAAAGAAAGUGAGGAGUGAAGACGCACAGCUGGCUACGGGAGAGGUGACCGAGCAGCUGGCGGCGCUCGUGCGGGCGCUCUGGACGCUGGAGUACACCCCGCAACUCUCAGUGGAAUUUAAGACGAUUGUGUCCAAGUACGGCUCUCAGUUCCGAGGGAAUUCCCAACACGAUGCUCUGGAGUUCCUGCUGUGGCUGCUCGACCGCAUCCACGAAGACGUCAACUCCUCAUUAUCAUCACCAUGUGGAAACAACAUGAUCAAAACCAAUGGAAAGGAUAUUGCAGGAGGAGAGGAAUUAGCUAUCUCUAACCUUCCAGAUCAGCAGCCUGGUGAACGUCACAGCUUUGUACAGGCACACUUCCAGGCCCAGUACAAGUCAUCACUGACAUGUCCUCAUUGCCUUAAGCAGAGUCACACGUUCGAUCCGUUCCUGUGCAUCUCUCUUCCCAUCCCUUUGCGUCAGACCAGGCCACUGUGUGUGACUCUGGUGUUCAGCACUAAAGGGCAGAGGUACUUAAGAGUAGGACUGGCUGUGCCUUUAUUCGGCUCUCUGGCUUGCCUGCGCAGGAUGGUAGCAGAUGAGGGCAAGAUUUCCCCAGACCAAGUGAUUUUGACUGAAAUUUACACUACUGGUUUCCAGCGCUCUUUCUUUGAUGACGACGACUUGACCAGCAUCGCAGAAAAUGAUGUCAUUUAUGCCUUCCAAGCCCCGCCCCUUUACAUCAGGGGAGGAUCCACGAGAAUAUCAGGCUACCACCACAGUCUCCCUUCUUCCCCGUAUUCUUCUGGGCCCGAGGCUCAGAGACUGGCUGCGUCCGGAGCACUCUCCUCCGAGUUCCUUAACCAUGGAGCCGGAACCACAAAGAUUCUCCUGCUGGUGUGUAACGCUGCUGGAGCAGGCCAACAAGCUGUGAGGUUUGGUCCUCCAUUUCUGAUGAGAGAAGACAGGUCAGUGUCAUGGGAUGAGCUGCAGCAGAGCAUCCUCAGUAAGCUCUACUACCUGAUGAUCAGUGGAGCACAGCCACAGAAUAAUAGAGUCCUGUUUAAGAUCCGCGUCGUUGGGGGAUCGGCGUCUUGUAGCUACUUAAGUCCGCAGGAUGGACGUCCACUUUACCAUCCUGCAGUGGACAGAGCUCUAAAGCUGUGUGGCUCAGGCGGACCUCCACAUGUGAAGCUGAUUGUGGAGUGGGAACACAGAAUGAAAGACUGUCUCUUCGGUAACAUCCAGGAGGAGGUGGUGAAGGAUUGUGAGAGUGUACGUGUCCAGCAACAGCAGCAUGUCCAGCAACACAGCUGCACACUGGACGAGUGCUUUCAACUUUAUACUAAAGAAGAGCAGCUGGCUCCAGACGACGCAUGGAAGUGUCCUCAUUGCAAGCAGCUGCAGCAAGGCAUGGUUCAGAUGAGUCUGUGGACACUCCCGGACAUCCUCAUCCUCCACCUCAAGCGUUUCAGGCAGGUGGGCGAACGACGAAACAAGCUCUCCACUCUGGUUCGCUUCCCUCUUACAGCCCUGGAUAUGGCACCUCACAUGGUCAAGAGGAAUAACUGCACACGCCUGCCUAAUACAUGGAAACAGCAGCUUCAUCAAAGGAAUGAAACAGGCCAACAUCCUGAGGACUUCUUGUAUGACCUGUAUGCUGUCUGUAACCAUCACGGAGGCAUGCAUGGAGGCCACUAUACAGCAUACUGUAGGAACUCAGUGGAUGGCCAGUGGUACGGUUAUGACGACAGCAGUGUAGAGCCAGUUCCUGAGGGGGAAGUGUGUACACGUGGGGCUUAUAUCCUCUUUUACCAGAGACGCAACAGCAUCCCUGCAUGGUCAGCCAGCUGCUCGCUCCGAGGCUCUACUAGCUCCUCCAUGUCUAAUCACUGGCUCGUCCGUUUGACGUCGGUGUCAGAAGAUAGCCAGACUUUAUGUCCCACGACCAAGACCUCAAGCUGCUCUUCAGCUCCUGAGCCUCAAACACCAACUUCUCCUGUUUUCUAUGAGCAGCCAAAAGGAGAUUCUGAUGGAUUUGAGUCGAGACCAUUUGUUCGUGGCACCCAGGGCCGAAGUGUAAGCCUGCGUUCACCCUCCAAGAAUAAGGAAAAUCUGGGCAAAGUGCUUCCUCUGCGCUGGUCUUUUGGUUCCAAGGACCGUAAGAAAGUCACUUCUGUCCCUCAGAUCACAGCACCACGGCCUGGAGAACUGGUGGAGUACCUGGAAUCUGGACGGAGGCCACGGUGCACCAAGGACCCAAUAGUGAGUCUGGUAGCUAGUCCUGCUCAAGGUAAAGCCCAGCUUCCUGUGGACGACUCGCUCAGCUCCCCUAGUGGCAGCAGCGGCUUUAGCGGAGCGGAGAGAGGAAGCUGUCGUGAGCCGGAUUCACCCCGAGUACCUGAAGGCCAGAGCAGACCAGCUUCUGACAGAGGUGCUACUAAGGGCAGAGAUGAAAGUUUACUAAUCAGGAGGACUUCAAAGAGGAGGCAGGAGCAACAUGCAAAGACUCAAGACGGUCAGUCUCGUCGAGAAUCCACUGCUGGGACAAACACAGCUCAAAGUUUAGCAAAUAGCACAAGUGAAAGUAAAGAUUCCACAUUAAAGCGGCAUUGGAACCAGCCAGCUGGAGCUACCAGGACUUUGUGUAGUCAAAACCAGCAAGAUGAGGAGAUCCAGGGCAUCCCAGCCUUCCUUAUGCCAGGCAAUGCUAAGAAGGACAACCAGUCGAAGGACAUACGUGCCAAAGAAACAGCUCAAGGAAGAACGCUAACACAUAAGAGCUCUAACAAGCUGUCCGUGUCCAACGGCACUCCAAACGGACUGGUAGCAGAGGAGAAAAAAGGCAACAGCACACACAGGAGCAGCAGCGCACGCUACUACAACAAGACGCUGAUCAAUGGCAAGGAAAGCCACACUGGCGCCGGGGGCGAUAUUAAGCGAGCACUGAGCUCUUCCAGUCUUCAGAGCAGACUGGACCUGAAUCUGAGAAGGACAGUGUCCCUCCAGAGGAACGGACUGCUUGUUCCUCCUCAGAAAGGACAGAGUGCUGAUAAACCGUCCUACAAUACACUGCAGAGGAACAGAUACAGCACCACUUCUCUAGGCAGACAGAGACCAGUGCCCGAGUCCUGCUUCUGAUAUCAGGACAGCUGAAGCAUGUGAGUGUCUGGAUUAGGUGCAGAUCAUUCCAGUCUGAGUGCCUCCACUGAAGACGAGAUAUUUAGGGUACUUUCAUCAAGGUUCCAGCUGAAGGCAAGAAAACAGAUAUAAUAUUUUACUAUGAGCAAAAAAAUCCUUUUAAAUUCCAUGACAGAUCAGUUAGUAAUAUCAUUUUUUAUGGAGCCGACAAAUUAACAAGAAUCUGAACUAGAUUAUUAUUUAUAGGUUAACCCGAGACUUUCACACAUGUUUACGUUAACAUCCAGUCUCAUGGUUUUACUUAGUGUAUCAUCACUGUGGCUCCAGACACGCAUAAUACUGAAAUUGUAAACAAAUUCUUUUAUAUGUCAUGCUUGAUCAUAUCUUUCUAUAGGAAUGAAGACAUAACAGAGCGUGAUGUUAUAGCGAACUAAUCAACAAUGAAGAAUGUUAGCUGUUAAGAGUUUUAUUCAUCUUUUACCACAACAAUUUUCCAACGAUUACAGUUCUUUAUUUAUUACAGAAAAACACGUCAUACUUUUUACCAGUUUUAUAUUAAAUUGGUAUAUUUAAUGUUGUGGAACAUCCCUGAAAAUGUGUCAGUUACCGUUUUCACGCUAUGGCAGCUACAAAUAGUCGUUCCCACACUUUCUAUUGAAACAGAAUACGAUUUUAAAAAUGCAGCUUGUUACAGAGAAGCCAUACAGAGCAAACUCGUCUUUCCUGAAGACUUUCCCGUGGCACGUCUGACUGUUACACAGUGCUGACCCUGGAGACUCCUUCCAUAACAAGUCUUUAUAAACAUCUACUGUACGUUCAUAGGAAUGAGCUGUUUCUCUAGGACCGAUUCUGUAUUAAUAUAAAGCUGUGAUCUGCCUUGCAGCCAGCACUUCUGUCAGAGGAGUUCAGUGAGAGAAAAUGUCUGAUCAAUAAUCAGUGCUGUGGUUUCAGAGAAUAUAACGUGAGCCAGUCAGGAGGGUUAAUAACAGCAGCUUAUGACAGAAAAUCAAAUGAAAUCAAAUGUGAUCGCAGCCUUUGACUUACAGCUUUGUUAUCAAAAGGAAGAAAUCCUAAUUUUUCUUUUCUUUCUUUUUUUAUGAUUCAGUCCUUUUUGUUUUAUUUUUGUUCAUCAGUCGGCUUGUGACGCCCAAUACAAAGCAAGACCUUGGAAUUAGUUUCAUCCAUGACUAAAUACGAUGCUUCUGAGAUUUAACCUUAUAUUUUUUUAUAUGUUUAAGGUAUAUUUUGGUGUAAUAUUUCUCACAUAUAUUUAGUGUCAUGUAAAUAUCAUGUUUAUAAUAUUAAUUCAUUUUUGCCAAAAACAAAUGGCAGAUGGAAUUCUAUAUUUAUAAGGUUUAAAGAGGUAGACCUAUAAAUGUUGCGAAAUUCCAUGAUAUGCGUGUAAUACAAACAAAACUACCAGGCAUAAUUACUUUAGAAAGCCAACAUUAUAUUUUCUAAUACAUUUUGCCUACUUAUAUGUGUAAAACGUGUAAGAUGCAUUGAUAAAGACACUGGGAUCAGGUUUCGGAAUAAUUCCAAGGUCGUUUAUCUAUACUCGUAAAAAUGCUGCGAUACCAAUAUAUAAAACCAUGUGCUACUAUGUGAGAUAAGGUUAGAAAGCUGUUGGAAAUUGUGCACGCAAAGGUGUAUAUAUUCAAAGUGUGAAGCAGUGAAGCGAGGAGAAAGCGGAGAAACUCCCACUUCAGUUCUGCGAGCACUGAGAGCCUCGCGCUUUAUUUUGUCUAGUUCUCCUCGUGACUCCAGGUGCAAAUUCACCGCACAUCGCACUUUUAAUGAUCACACUUGUUGAUACUGCUCUGCGUGCUCAAGCUGCCCUCACGCUCUCUAUUGAGCAUACAGUUUAAACACCAUGAUACACCUGACCAGCACAUCACACUCAUAUGUGGUGGUUCUUCUUCAUACUCUUGCCACACAAUUGUACAGAACGGCUUUAUUUGCUGCUGUAGCGUUACAAUUUCUCUUCACUGGAACUAAACAUGGCCCAAACCUGUUCCAGUCUGACAAUGCCCCUCUGCGAAGUGAACAAUCUCCAUGGUUUGUCAAAGAACUCAAGUGUCCAUCACUGAACUCAACCCCACUGAAUAUUUUUAGGAUUUUUAGGAAGCUCCAGACCUCGUUAUCUGACAUCAGUGACUUACAUCACUAAUGCUCUUAAGUUAGGUUAGUUAAGUAGCCUUUAUUUGUUUCAUACACUGACCAAUCAUAACAUUAUGACCACCUGCCUAAUAUUGGUGUUGGUCCCCCUUUUGCUGCCAAAACAGCCCUGACCCGUCAUGCACUGUGUAUUCUGACACCUUUCUAUCAGAACCAGCAUUAACUUCUUCAGCAAUUUGAACAGUGGCUCGUCUGUUGGAUCGGAUCACACGGGCCAGCCUUCGCUCCCCACGUGCAUCAGUGAGCCUUGGCCACCCAUGACCCUGUCGCCGGUUCACCACUGUUCCUUCCUUGGUCCACUUUUGGUAGAUACUGACCACUGCAGACCGGGAACACUCCACAAUAGCUGCAGUUUUGGAGAUGCUCUGAUCCAGUCGUCUAGCCAUCAUAAUUUAGCCCUUGUCAAAAUCACUCAAAACACUUGCCCAUUUUUCCUGUUUCUAACACAUCAACUUUGAGGGCAAAAUGUUCACUUGCUGCCUAAUAUAUCCCACCCACUAACAGGUGCCAUGAUGAGGAGAUAAUCAGUGUUAUUCACUUCACCUCUCAGUGCUCAUAAUGCUAUGCCUGAUCGGUGUAUACAUUACUGCACAGUGAAAAUCGAAAAUCCCAUCCUUGGAGAGUUGGGGUCAGAGCACAGGGUCAGCCAUGAAGCAGGGGAGGUUGGGGGCCUUGUGGUGGCAGCUUGAUGUGAUUUUCCGAUGAUCAACCCAGAGCCCUAACCACUUGAGCUACCACCAGCCCUUGUAAUGUGUGAGUCACACUCCAGCCAUGCUCCAACACAGAGGAAGGAAGUGGGGAUUAAAUAAUGAAUGAGAUGUUAAACACAUAUGGGUGUGAGAGUCAGGUGUCUCAAGUCUUAAACAUAAAACACAUGGAGUUCAUUGGUAGCAGCACAAAACACAUAUAAAUCUGAAUAAAUUGUUUAGCGAUUAAUACGUAAGUAAGGCAUUGACAAGAACCAAAAAAACAUGCACAUGGCUGAAAAAACUGGUUUCAAUGCAUCCCUAGUAAAGCUUUUAAAUAUUUGUUCUGCUCUGAUUCUGCUUAAAAUUGCACUUUAGCUUCGGUUUUCACGUACAUCCAUGUACAUCUUCAUCUUAUAGCGUUCGUAACCUGUAAAAAUCAGCCCCUUUCACAUUCACUUUCAAACAUGUGUAUACAUGGUUCUACACAAGCAAGGAUUUGGAUUAUGAUUCUUCUGCUAAACAAUCCUGAAAAUAUUUUAUUUAAAAAAAAUACUUCAGGGAUCUGCACAAUGGAAGUGAAUUUGCGGUGCAGGGGUCAUGGUGCUCUCUGCAUUAUUAGAUAAUAAUCUGUGGUUUUAAUACCAGUAACCACUCAGUUGUUGUUGUUGUUGGUGUUGUUGUUGUUGUUUUCGGAACAGACAGCCAGUUAUUUUAUUUAAUGUAGACUAGUCAGAUUAAAAAACGUAACCUAUGUCAGAUAAAUUCGCCAGAGAAGUAUGCAACUGAAUAUACAACAUUUAUGCAACUAAAUGCAGCAGAACAGAUCAAUUCUUACUAAAGACAGAAACGAAACAGAACUGGCAAAACAGCUCAAACUUUGAUUGUGAUAUUAUUUAAGUGCCUUUUCAUAAUGCUCUUGAAGGAGCAUUAGUAUUAAUGAUUUUCAAAUAUAGACACAUGCACACACUCACACGUGCCGUGAAUAGUCGCGGAUACCCUGGGAUACAUAUAGACACGUGUGAUUCUUCCAUACUGUUACUACGCACAUUGGAUAUUACAUCACACACACAACAUCAUCAUCAUUAUCUCUAUCAUCCCUCUUGUUCCCAACUGUUAGAAAGCUGCAGUACAUGUAGGAAUCGAAUUUAUUAAUCGUUUUUUUUUAUUCUGUCAACAUCAAGAUCUCAGAUUUUCCCCAAACACAUUGCACACUUAAAUAGCGAUCAUCACUUUGUACCAGACUCUGUACCAGAUACAGCAGUCUGUCAGGUUUCGAGAAGAUUGGGCCUUUGUUCAGUAAGCUAUUAUUAGCUGUAGAUCUGUUGUAAUAUUAGUAAUAUUAGGCUGGUGUACAUUUUUCAUAUCCAAUUCAGCAGCAAUAUGUAGAUUUUGAUACAGUGAGAGAAAUUGCACUUAUCAUGUAGCCAGACAAUUCAACAAUCCUUCUAUUCGUUUUUAAUUAAUGAGUCAUUAUAGUGUGUGUGUGUGUGUGUGUGUGUGUAGAGAUUUAAGAGACAUGGGUGUCUAGCUUUAGUCCUAUCUGCCCUGAUAAGUUAAGGGUUCUUAUAUAACGCGUGGCACCGAAGAGGAACCAAAAUAUAUUUACAUUCUUUUUUUUUUCCAUUGGUGGAUUCAUUACUUUUUGUAUUUCUAUACACGCUUCCUUGUGUACAGGCUUUUCAAGGAGUUCAGGCUUGCCCAAAGAUGCAGUAGAUAAGUGACGAGGCUAUUACAUAUAUUAAUUUAUACUGACAUAGUGGAAAACCAUCCUCAGUUAGCAGUCACAAGUUUGUUUGUUUUUUCUUUUCUUCUCUCCUCCAACAGCGUAAUGAAGGACAAUACACAAUGCAUUCAAUCAGCUCACCAUGCAUUAUUACAUUUUGUUAGCUAUUGUUUCUUUUAGCCUUGACAGUUCAAUUUCAACCAGUGAAGGUGCAACCGUUUGUGUUGCAGUGACCAGAAAUGUCGUGAGUUCAGAUCCAUGUACUGUUAGAGAGCCACUGCUGAGCCAUUGAGUGAGACUCGUAAGUGAAUUCUGCCUUACUUCUAAGUCACUUUGGAUCCAAGCGUCUGCCAAAAGAGUAACUGUAAAUGUAGUCGUGUACACUGUUAACCAGCUCCUGGGAUAAAUGACUAAACCUGACUAAAACGGUUUUAGGACUACAAAAUAAACAUCGAGUAUUUCCCGUUUCAGAUCAGUGGAUAUAAUAACAGUGACUUAUCUCUGCUUGUGAAGUACUCUAAUGAAGGAACGUCGUUGCUUUUUAAGGGUUAAAGGUUGUGGAUAUAUUUUUAUGCAAACUUUUGUAUUCCAAGACUUUUUAACUAAUCUGUAAUUAAUGUAAAUAAAGUUGUAAAAAAUGA